Messenger RNA from Branchiostoma floridae (Florida lancelet), 5112 nucleotides. RefSeq names its product lymphocyte cytosolic protein 2-like. Gene Ontology annotation, molecular function: protein binding. Bases 201 to 2720 code for a protein of 839 amino acids. The record is from RefSeq and is a predicted model, not a curated record. The transcript has 21 exons. Gene Ontology annotation, biological process: cell surface receptor protein tyrosine kinase signaling pathway; intracellular signal transduction. Lineage: Eukaryota; Metazoa; Chordata; Leptocardii; Amphioxiformes; Branchiostomatidae.
CAAUGGUUUAAUAAACAACAAAAGCACCCCUAUACCAUGCAGAUUGGUACAAUCCUUUCGCGAAGGUUGUCGGGAGCUUCAAACCAGGAAGUGUGAAAAAGUUGCAGGAAGUGUGGCAGUAAAAGUUUUGUCUCCAGAUAUGAGGCGUUUGUAGUUUAAUUCGUGACUUAUUGAUAUCGUUACAACAUCCAUCGACUGUUAUGGUGUCUAAAAACCCUUCUACAGACGAGGUGCAGGGAUGGGGACCAGGUGAAGUGGCAGAAUGGCUGGCACAGAUUGGGCUUCAGGAUUGUGUCCGAUUUUUCCAAGACAGAAGAGUCACUGGACAAGAACUCCUGAACCUGGACGAAGCCCAGCUGUUCAGAUGGCAGGACCUUCCCAUUAAGAGCAGAAAAGUUAUUGCAAAACAUAUAGAAACAUUGAAGUCAAAGAAACAAGAAAAGAAAUCCAAGUUCAGCCUAUUUGCAAAGAGCUCGAAACCACAGUUACCUAGCAAGGACUAUCAGGAGCCAACGAGCCCUGACGAUGAUGGUGGAUGGGACUCUGAUGAGUUUGAUGACACUCUGACCACAAUGAGGCAGGAGUCCAUUGAAUGGCAGGAAUGUUUAGAUGACAAUGGCUUCAAAUACUACUGGAACAUUACAACAAAUGAAACCAGUUGGGACAGGCCAGAGAAGUUCAUGCCAGUGGAUUCUGGUACCCAGGAGAUUGAAGAGGAUGAAGAUGCUAUAAAUGACUAUGAGCCCCCACCAGAUGCUGUGAGCCCUAAGCAGACUCAGCCACCUCAUCGCAGGCAGCCCAUGCCCCUCCCCACCCAGUCUGCAGAGGACACAUAUGAAGUUCCAGAUCACGAUAAUGAGUCUGGAGGGUCUGACUAUGAAGAACCAAUAGAAGAGCAACAACCACCUGUACCCCAUAGACCUCCAGUAAACAAGCCUGCUCAGCAGACCUGGCCACCUGUUAGAGCCAAUAACUUCAAUGUAAAUGUGGCUGAUAGAAGAAUGCCUCCUCUUCCUGGACGGCAACAGAAGCCUGCACCGGCUAGCCAGGCUGAAGACAUGUAUGAGGAAUUUGCUGAGCAUGGCGGUCCAAGUGAAGAGUAUGAAAUGCCAAUGCAAGGGGGGCCUGAAGAGGAGUAUGAAGUGCCUGAAAGUGAAUCUUUCCCCUCAUCUGGUCGUCCACCCCAGAGUGCAGGCCCUCCCGAUGUCAGUAGGAAGCCUCUGCCACCCCCACCAGAUGAUGAGCCUCCCCCUGCACUCCCUCCAAAGCCAACCAAGCCCGGCCCUACUUCACACAUGACGACUAUGAACAAAGUCCUUCCAAAUCCCACACCGGACACAAGACAGGCUCCCAAACUGCCAACCAGUGCCAAAUCCACCAGACCACCCCCACUCCCCAGCCCCAGCACAAAACCGGAGUCUCCCUUUUCCGGUGGACCUCCAAAGUUCCCUGUGAAGCAGACGCAUGUAACGUCACCUCUUGCCUCUGGGAAAAAGCCCGGAGUAAAAUGGCCGCCAGUUGAGACAGCAUCAAAUGUCAAACCCUCACAGCUGAAGCCUUCGACACCAAAAUGGAAGCAGACUGAACCGUCGUCCACUCCACAGCCUUCAGUACCAAAAUGGAAGCAGCCUACACCUGAAUCAUCGCCCUCUCCCCAGCCUUCAGUACCAAAAUGGAAGCAGCCUAAACCUGAAUCAUCGCCCUCUCCCCAGCCUUCAGUACCAAAAUGGAAGCAGCCUACACCUGAAUCAUCGCCCUCUCCACAGCCUUCAGUACCAAAAUGGAAGCAGACUCCCCCUGCAGUGCCUUCUCAGAGCAGGACAGCCGGGGUGAACAGAAUAGCAUCACAGUUUGAGGCAAGGCAAGAGGCCACUCCCCCAAAGUCUCCAGGACCCGUGACAAGCAAAGUUUCUGGGCUGGCCAGCAUGUUUGAGAAGCAGGACCUGCCCAUGAGUCCUGGCAUGUCACCGCCACCUCGAGGCACCAGAAGUGCUCACCAAUCUCCUCGGACAUCCACAUUAUCAGUUGCCUCUACAACCUCCUCCAGCUCAGCUGCAUCAUCAGAAUCAUUUGCAGACAAGAGAGCAUCACAUUCCUCUGCAUCAUCUGCAUCCGGAGACUCCAUACAUGAUGAGCUCCUCCCUGGACAGAGACUGGACCUCCCUGGGGGACCCCCUGCCCUCCCAGGACGGCGGGGACUGGUACCCCCGCCUCCACCCCCAAUAGCAUCUAUACCCAGUACUAAGGCAAAGACAAGAGGCAGGAAAAAUUCUGAUCGUCUUCCCCCACCCCCUGGGGCAGACCGUGGCCCCCCACCCCCACCCAGCCAGGGGAGGAAACCCGUCCCCAGUGCACCGCUACCAGAGCCAGAGCCUCUCCAAGGUGGGCUGUACGAGUUCCCGUGGUACCAUGGGGAGGUGGAGCAGAAACAGGCUAGUGCUGCUCUGAGGGAACAUGGGAAGGAUGGAGCAUUCUUGAUCAGGAAGAGCACAAAGAACCCCAGUAUGCCAUACACUUUGGCUCUUAUCUACCAGAAUGCCAUCAAGAAAGUUCAGAUCCGUUACCGGUCAGACCAGAAGUACGCCCUGGGCACUGAGAAGGAGGAUGAGGAUACCUUCUACAGUGUGCCAGACCUGAUUGAGUUCCACCAAACACACGACAUUCUGCUGUCACAAGGAGGGAAAACCAAGCUGACAGAAGCCGUCUACAAAAAUUACUGACCAUAACUUAAAGAUAUAGCAGGGUAAGUAAGGGCUGUCUACAAUGUCAAGGCCAGUGUCAAAGUAAGAACUCCCCCUAAAGGGGUACAUCUAAGAACAAGUUUGGAUGUGCCCUAGUGCCUUUUCUUGGUGACCCAGUUCAAUGGGUAGUUUUGGCAGUUUGUACAAUGUAGUCAAUAUCUAGAACAAAACUUGUUAGAUAUUUCUGGCUGCUCAAACAGACUACAUAAGUUAUGUAAGACUACUUAGUAAAAUACAGAUCGUUGAGAGCAACAGAAGGUAAUUCUGUAGAUACUGUAAAAAAUAUGAUGACCAUUUGGUAUAUAGUGUUCAUAGAUAGUCUAUGUACACAUUGGCUUGAAGGAAAGCCAUCCUCUAAGAUGAUGGUAGAAUUUUUUGUUCUCAGACUGAAAUUGGUUUGUCUGAUGAUAAGUCUGAUAUGCUCUGUUGAUCCACAUGUGUUGAUGCACAUACACCAUACUCAACAUUUUUACCCAAGGGACCAAAUUUUGUAUGGCAAGUUCCACCUAAGAACGGGAAAGCCUGUUUCACCACAUAAGAUGCCUUCACUUAGUUACUUGUAUUUGAGACACCUGUACCUGAAAUUGGCAUAAGACUUAAAAUGGACAUAGUUGAUUGAACACAUAUACUACAACAGUUUUAUCAUACUGUUGUCUACCAGUUGUGUACCUUAGGAAAGCAUCAGAAGAUCUGAAAUGCACUAUUUUUCAGUAGUUAACUCAUUAAAAAUUUGAGGUAUGUCAAUUUUUAAUUUUUGUAAUAUACAUUGUGGAACAUAACAGUACUAAUAGCUGUGGCUCAGAAUAUACUAGGAGCAGAACUAGUUAUGUUUGCCUGUUUUUAAACUAAUUUGUGAACACGAUUUUAUGCAUGGCCAUUGUAUAUUACAGUUAAUAAGGCCUAUCUCUUUUAAUGGACACUCAAACAACCAAAAGUGUCAAAAAUGUUUGUAUCAUAAACGCAAGAUUGUGUAAUUCACACCUUUUAAUCUGCUGUACUUAAAGGCAGUCAGCAUCUAAGUUUUCAUGUUUCCCUUGUCAACAAUUUUGUGAAUCAUAUAGCUCACCAAAUAGUAUGAAAUCAUGUGCAGAAAAAUUUAAUUGAUAAAACAAAAUGCUGUCUACCCAAGCCAUUAAAGAAGGCAUCUUUGAUAAAAUUCCUUUACAAGCUUUGCAAUAGGUAUCAUGAUGUACCGACAUGUUACAUCAUAUGCUAUCUGAAUGUUGCUUUAUCAUUACAGGAUGUCAUGUCUUUAUUUGGUAAUCUAGGUGGGCUGAUCUAUUUUUUUAAUUUGCAUUUUGUGCUCUAUGAUAUCUACAUGUAGCUAUCUCGUACAUUAUGAAAUUUGAUGCACUGGGCACUAGUGCCUGUAUAUACACACUUGUGUGCACGUAAUUUUAACUUAUGCUGCAUCGGUAGGUAAAAAAGCAAUACAACCAUGUACAUUGUGGAUAGAAAAUAGGAGAUGUAAGUUAGCUGCAAUAUUGCAUUGUAGAAGUUUCAUCUUAUUUUUGCAAAUAUCUUUUGUAAUUAUCCACUAUUCAGAAACAGUGUCAUAUUUUGAUUGUCUUUAGCAGACAAUAUAGGUUGCUUGAAAAAUUAGAAAUUGACCAAUACAUUGAAUAAUAGUAUUGGCAGUGUAUUUAGCCAGCCAUAGAGUACAGUUUGCUCCCUAGGUUGCAUUUUUCCAGCAACCUAUAAUAACUCAAUGCAAAAGCCUCUCUUCUUUUCAUGCCUGACAAGAGAUAUUGAUAAUGACUGAAAAAAAGGUCAUUGUGAGGAUUUUUAUAGAAGUUUUAAAAUAGCAUUUCACAGUGAUAAAUGAGAUCUACUAUGUAAUGGGUGACUUAAACACUAGGAAAUGGAGACCACAUAGACCCAUGAUGCCAUAACUUAGCUACAAAAAUUACUAGUAAUUUGUACUCGUCAUGAUUCAGUGUACAGCAAGAAGCAUUGUGCAAAGAAACAGCUUUCCUCGCAGCCUUCAGAGUGGUGGCAUUUAUUUUUUUGGAGGGAAGUGCUGAUUCGCAGCAAAUAUGAUACUAGUAUUCCCAGCAAGAACUUGGUCCAUACAUUGAAAAUGUGAUUCAGCACUCCCCCUUCCAAAUAAGGGCUGCUGAGACUAGUACAGAAACAACUGUAAGGGCAGAACUACAAUACACCCGCCUGAGCUGCUAUGUGGGAACAUGUGAUUGUUCAUCGAUAGUUUCAGAGUCAUACCCACCACCUCAAACUGUGAAAACAUUCCCCAGUUUACCAACUUCAUCAGUACGAUAUGAACCAUGGUGUUUUAAACUCAAAUGUUAACGUUAGAUAUUGUCUGAAAUUUAGAAGGUUGAGGUUCAAGAAAUGAACUUUUCCAGGCUAUUCA